Molecule: messenger RNA, 1670 nt
Organism: Oncorhynchus gorbuscha (pink salmon)
Lineage: Eukaryota; Metazoa; Chordata; Actinopteri; Salmoniformes; Salmonidae
Product: tumor necrosis factor receptor superfamily member 6B-like
Exons: 4
Coding region: 559-1416 (285 amino acids)
Molecular function (GO): protein binding
Source: RefSeq, a predicted model, not a curated record
UCUUGAACAUAUGUUGCAUUUCGUAUGGUAUAUAUUAAUUUGUGGAUAUCCAUCGUCUAUUAAGUAUGAUAUGUUACGAAUUUGCAAAACGUACAAUGUUACGAAAUCGCGAAAAUUGCCCGAUUUCCAAUUUAUUGUGACUGAGGUUAGCUAACUGGGGGGAGGGUUCGCAUAAAUUGUUAAGGGAAGGAUUAUCUAACAUGCUAUGGGGUUUAAAAGUAGUAAAUAGUUGCAACUGAUGAGAUUCGAACACAACUUUUGGGUUGUUAGACUUUCGCUUUAUACACCCGACCAAAUACCCGCCUUUCGUUUUUGCCUUAAGUAACCGGAUUUAUUUAACCAUACCAAACGUAACACAUAUUAAUUUGAGUGUCCAGGAUUUAUGUUUAUGUUACGUCUAGUUUAUGUAACACCAAAGACAAAACUGAUGUUGCGGAAGCGGUAAUUUUGCUCUUGUCAUUGGAAAGGGCUUCCCUGAGUAUUAGUCAUCAGCGAUGUAGGCCCUAUAAAUUCAAAAGACGAACAUGUUAACAUCAGUUGCUAGCUGACGAGAGAAAAAUGCAUCCGCUGACAAAUUGUUUUCUGCCUCUCCUGGUAUUUGCGCUCUGUGGUGGCAGCGUGCCGGUGUCAGGCGCUCACACACCGACUUAUAUCUGGAGAGAUGACGCGACAGGGGAUUCCCUUACGUGCGACCUAUGCGCUCCUGGAACAUACUUACUGAAGCAUUGCACAAAGGACCGCAAGAGCGACUGCGGACCUUGUCCAAAGUCCCACUACACAGAGAUCUGGAACUACAUCGAGCGGUGUCAAUACUGCAAUCGUUUUUGCACGGCUGAUGAGAUUGAAAGCGUACCGUGCACCCAACUGCACAACCGACAGUGCGAGUGCAAGGACGGGUUCUACAUGACACAUGGGUCAUGUUCAAGGCACAGAAGCUGUCCACCCGGGGAAGGGGUCAUCUCUAAUGGAACCGCACACACUGAUGUGAAGUGUGAACCUUGCCCAAUGGGCUUCUUCUCUGCAGUGUCCUCCAGUAGGAAAACCUGUCAGAAGUUUUCUGUGUGUGCCCCAGGUCGCACCACUAUACCUGGCAAUGACAUGAAUGAUGUUUACUGCUCAGCAUGUACGAAUGGUUCAGGAACACAUGAAGGUGAAGCUAUCUGUGAUGGGGAGUUGAUGGAAUUCCUGGCACUGCAGAUCCUCACACCAAGAAAGGACAAAAGACUGGUGGCUGUGCUCAGGAGGAGUGCUGGGAAAGCCACAACCAAUAAUGCAACUGUACUAGACCUCCUCAAAACUAUUAAAAACAAAGCUGGCAAACAUUUUGCUAUUCAAAUGCGUGAUAUCCUGAACACAGACAGGCUGCACCAUUUAAGAACUAAAGUCAACAAAUGGUUUCCUCAUAUGAAUUUAUAGGGCUAAUAGAAAUCACCACAUAUUGUAAACAGUUUAUUUUCUUCAAGUUUUUGUUUUGUAUCCAUUACCUUAUUUUAUUCUUAUUUAUUGCUGUUUAUACACCUUGUGGGUGUGGGCAAUGUUUUUUUUUUAAAUAGGAGAAGACUAGUGUUUUGUCGUUGAAUUCCUCAUUGUGCAGUAUAUCAGAAUAUAUCACUAUGUUGCCAAAAAAGUUCAAGACAUUGUUUCCUUUCAAUAAAAUGCAUUCAAAACGA